AUGAAUAUUCAAGAAAGAUUGAAAGCAUUUGCAUCCACAGUGUUACCAGCCAGCAUCCUGUUGGUUGUUGGUAUCAUUGGAAAUGUAUUCUGGCUGCUCCUACUUCCAUUGUUCUACAUUGUUGGCCAAGUCAAAGGAAAGACAUUUGCUCCACCAAAGACUAUUAUUAUUACUGGCGCAGGAAGUGGAAUUGGUAGACAGUUUGCAGUGGCAUAUGCUGAGACUGGAAAGACUUUGGGACUGAUGGAUGUGAAUGAAGCUAAUCUGGAGGAGACUGCCAAACUGUGUACAUCAAAGGGUGCCAAGGUUGAGAAGGCUGUAAUUGACGUGACCAAUGAGACUGCCAUGGAUACAUGGAUGAAGAAGAUUGACCAGAAAACACCUGUCGACUUGGUGAUUGCCAAUGCCGGUGUGGCCGAGUUCAACACAUCACGUGAUCUAACCUUUGACCAAAUGACCAGGAAAGUACUUGACAUCAACAUCAAUGGAGUGGUCAACACAGUGAUCCCACUUCUCGAGUCCAUGAGAGAGCGUCGCAAUGGUCAAAUUGUAUUCCUUGGAAGUCUUAGCCACUACAUACCCUACUUCUGUCCAUCUUAUGUUGGAUCAAAGGGAUUCUCGUUCAACUAUGCCGCAGCUCUGAGACAAGAUGUGCGUAAAUAUGGUAUUGGAGUCACUUAUCUCUGUCCUGGCUUCAUCGAUACACGUCUGACACGUGCCGAUCCCAAACUAUAUACACCUGGCAUGAAGAAAGUAGAGGAGAGCGUAGCCAUAUUCAAACAGGGCAUCAGCGAGAACCGAUCAUUCGUCACGGACAACAGUCUAACGAUGAACAUUACCUACUUCCUAAGUUGUCUACCAAUGACCCUUCGUGAUGGCUUUGACAUCAUCUCGCGUCCAGUACUAAAGACAGGUGUAGAGGAUAGCUAUGAGUUCUGUUCAUCACACAAGAAGUCCAAGUAA
Acytostelium subglobosum LB1 is the source of this 963-nucleotide messenger RNA. RefSeq lists its product as hypothetical. Lineage: Eukaryota; Evosea; Eumycetozoa; Acytosteliales; Acytosteliaceae. The coding region runs from base 1 to 963 and encodes 320 amino acids. Gene Ontology annotation, cellular component: membrane. The record is from RefSeq and is a predicted model, not a curated record. The transcript has 3 exons.